UAUGUCAGUAUACAGGAAAGACAUUCCUAAAGUUUCUCUCUCUCUCUUCUUAUCUAUUAGAUAGAACAGCACCAAUGGCGGAGAGAAUCUUCAAGUACGUUGUCUUAGGAGGCGGCAUCGCCGGUGGUUAUGCUGCAAGGGAAUUUGCUAAGCAAGGGGUUAAGCCAGGCGAGCUUGCAAUUAUUUCAAAUGAAGCGGUUGCUCCUUAUGAACGUCCAACACUCAGCAAAGGCUACCUUUUACCUGAUUCACCACCAAGACUACCGGGAUUUCAUGUCUGUGUUGGAAGUGGAGGUGAAAGAUUGCUACCAGAGUGGUACGUCGAGAAAGGAAUUGAAUUGAUUCUAAAAACAGAGAUAGUUAAGGCAGAUCUUACUUCCAAGACUCUCACUAGUGCUGCUGGGGAAACAUUUAAAUAUCAAAUUUUGAUCAUUGCUACUGGUUCGAAUGUGAUAAAGCUGUCUGAUUUUGGUGCACAAGGGGCUGAUUCGAAAAAUAUCUUGUAUUUGAGAGAUAUUGUUGAUGCUGAUCUACUUGUUGAAACCAUUAAACAAAAGAAGAAUGGAAAAGUAGUGAUUGUUGGGGGAGGAUACAUUGGUCUAGAGCUUAGUGCAGCAAUUAACUUAAACAAUCUCGAUGUCACCAUGGUUUACCCAGAACCUUGGUGCAUGCCACGCCUUUUUACAGCUGGAAUAGCUGCUUUCUAUGAGGGUUAUUAUGCAAAUAAAGGAAUCAAGAUCAUUAAAGGAACUGUAGCGGUUGCUUUUACAGCCGACUCUAAUGGAGAGGUAAAGGACGUAAAACUCAAGGAUGGUAGAACACUCGAAGCAGACAUUGUUGUUGUUGGUGUUGGAGGAAGACCUCUUACAGCUUUAUUCAAAGGACAGGUUGAAGAAGAGAAAGGUGGCAUAAAGACUGAUGCAUUCUUUCAAACAAGUGUUUCUGGCGUGUAUGCUGUGGGCGAUGUUGCUACUUUCCCCAUGAAAAUAUAUGACGAAUUGAGAAGAGUUGAACAUGUUGACCAUGCCCGAAAAUCUGCUGAACAUGCUGUUAAGGCAAUCUUUGCAAGUGAGCUUGGGGAGACAAUUGAUGCUUAUGACUAUCUUCCCUAUUUCUAUUCCCGUUCCUUCAAUCUUUCAUGGCAGUUCUACGGGGACAAUGUGGGUGACACGGUACUGUUUGGAGACAACAACCCAGCGAGCGACAAGCCCAAGUUUGGAUCUUACUGGAUCAAAGACGGGAAAGUUGUUGGUGUGUUCUUGGAAGGUGGGACCGCUGAAGAGAACAAGGCUAUUGCCAAUGUUGCUAGGAUCCAACCGUCUGUUGAGAGUUCUGAUGCUUUGGCCAAAGCAGGACUUUCAUUUGCAUGUAAGAUUUAAAUAAAUAAUUGCUGUCUCCUCCUGAUGUUUUUAUUUUAUUCUUCAAAAUGAACCUAUCCCUGUUUAUGCAUUGUAGAAUAAGUUAUGUUACAAUAUAUUUGUAUUGGGACUUGGUAUGUUAUCUUUUCUACCUGCCUUGUAGAGGAACGGGCCAUUAAUAAAUAAUAUAUAUGAAUUAAUGCUUUUUCUGACUUUGGAUUCA
Impatiens glandulifera is the source of this 1581-nucleotide messenger RNA. Its product is annotated as monodehydroascorbate reductase, seedling isozyme-like. The record is from RefSeq and is a predicted model, not a curated record. Gene Ontology annotation, molecular function: oxidoreductase activity, acting on NAD(P)H; flavin adenine dinucleotide binding. Bases 75 to 1379 code for a protein of 434 amino acids. Gene Ontology annotation, cellular component: cytoplasm. The transcript has 10 exons. Lineage: Eukaryota; Viridiplantae; Streptophyta; Magnoliopsida; Ericales; Balsaminaceae.